GGAUAGAGAAUCGUCACGCGGCGUAUAAAUAGGCAGGCGCGUGUUACGGUAAGGUAUCAGUUUCACAUUAGCCUUCUCAUCGUCAACAUUCAAAGCAGUCAAUUAGCAGCAAAAAUGUUCAAAAUCUUCGCUAUCGUCGCCUGUUUGGCCGUGGCUGCUUCCGCCCAGUACUAUGGAGGAGAACACGGUCUCAGUGGAUACGCUCAUCAUCAUGAGGAACCCAAGGACUACUACGCGUACCCGAAGUACAAGUUCGAGUAUGGAGUGAAGGAUCCCCACACCGGUGACCACAAGAGCCAGUGGGAAGUGCGUGAUGGCGAUGUCGUCAAGGGACAGUACUCGCUGCAUGAAGCCGAUGGUACCGAGCGUGUGGUCGAGUACAAGUCGGACAAGCACAGCGGUUUCGAAGCCGUCGUCAAGAAGGUCGGCCAUGCCCAUCACCCACAGGUGUACGGUGGACAUCACUACUAGGAACCUUGUUGUCAUGCUCCUUCCUUUGAAGGAGGAUUAGUCCAAUGUCCUAUCCGCUGCAUCUGGCCUACGUUAGAGCUGGAGCAUUUUUUCCUAACCCCGAAUGUGAUAUCUCAACAAACCUCAACAAGCUGAAAGGCAAUCUGAAAUAUACAAUUGAAAACAUUUUA
Molecule: messenger RNA, 641 nt
Organism: Anopheles funestus (African malaria mosquito)
Lineage: Eukaryota; Metazoa; Arthropoda; Insecta; Diptera; Culicidae
Product: cuticle protein 19-like
Exons: 2
Coding region: 115-471 (118 amino acids)
Cellular component (GO): extracellular matrix
Source: RefSeq, a predicted model, not a curated record